UUUGCAAGCCAGCGAACUUAAUUAGCGGAAGUACGAAUCGCACUUCCGCUAGCUGCUCCGAUGUCGUGAAGUGUUCAUCAAUUCACUCCGGAGAAGGGGGAGUCGAAAUGUCAGGUGCCGGAGGAGGAAAACGUCCCUCCGGGGGGGACAGUCCCCCUGGCCCACCUGAGAAGAAAAGCAAAAAGGAGGAGAAGACAACCACCACUCUCAUUGAGCCCAUUCGCAUAGCAGGAGUCUCGUCUACGGAGGAAAUGGACAUGAAAGUGAUCCAGUUUAAGAAUAAAAAGCUGAGUGAGCGCUUGGAGCAGCGACAAGCGAUGGAGGACGAGUUACGAGAGAAAAUAGAGAAGCUUGAAAAGAGGCAAGCGACUGAUGACACCACCCUGUUGAUUGUAAAUCGUUACUGGUCUGAGCUGGAAGAAAGGGUCCGUAUUCUGCGUAAAUGUAUUGAACCAGAGGCCCCAGUCCCAUCAACACCAGUUCCCCCACCUGCUCCACUUCCUGAUCCUGUACCCAUGGAGACAGACGCUGUCGGUAUCGCCUCACCACCCUCCGGUGUGCCGCCACCUCCACUUCCUGAGGCACAGAAUGACAGAAAACCACCAGAGCAUCAGCAGCAAGAUGAAGUAACAAAAGAGAGGCAUUCGGAGGCUCCUCAGCAGCCUCCACCACCUGACGGAUCGGACCAAUUAAACCCCACCGAGCCCCAACGGCAAGCAACCACAGAAGCAUUGCCGCCACCACCUCCCCCCCUGAGCGACUGCGCCAAAGGGUUCUUAGCCACGCUGGAGUACAGCAACGAAGAGGAGGUCAUGCUGCAUCUCCAGGAUCGCAUGCUGUUCAGCAAGGACGCCAUCGCCUGCCUCGUGUGCGUCUUUGACAGGCUGCACAGCUGCAUUGACGACAUGUGCAAGCAGAUCCAAGCUGCGGCGUGCGAGGACGAGAGCCUGGCCAGCGUGGGCGCCAUGAACCGUACCCUGCUGGACGAGAACCGUAGACUGCGAGAUCAAGCCACCCUGCUGCAAGGCCGACAUCACAAAACAUCCAUGGAGUACAACGAAUUGGUGGAUAAGAUGACCAGUGCAGAAACCAAGGUGUCGGAAAUGGAGACCACUGUGGAGGACCUACAGUGGGACAUUGAGAAACUCAGAAACAGGGAACAAAAGCUCAACAAGCACUUGGCGGAAGCCAUGGAGCAGCUGAAGUCUGGCUACAGUAGCACCGGCAGCUCAGCCGGACUUGCCGGAGGCCAAAUAACAUUAACCAUUCAAAAGUUUGAGAGUCUUAACACGGAGCUGGAGCACAUCCAGGAGUUAGCCAAUAGCCGCAUGGCAGAGUUGGAGAAGCUGCAGGUGGAGCUUCAAGAGGCCGUGAGGGAGAGUGAGAAGCUCAAGAUGGAUUUGCGUAAUAUUCCGGAGGAAGUUGUGAAGGAGACGGUGGAGUACAAGUGUCUGCAGUCCCAGUUCUCGCUGCUCUACAACGAGUCCCUGGGAGUGAAAACCCAGCUGGAUGAGGCUCGGGCCCUCCUGCUUACAGCCAAGAACGCCCACCUCAGACAGAUUGAGCACAUGGAGAGUGACGAGCUGUCCCUCCAGAAGAAGCUACGCACCGAAGUCAUCCAGCUGGAGGACACGCUGGCCCAAGUGCGCAAAGAAUACGAGAUGUUGCGCAUCGAGUUUGAGCAAAAUCUUGCCGCCAAUGAGCAAGCAGGACCAAUCAACAGGGAGAUGCGACACUUAAUCAGCAGCCUUCAGAACCACAACCUGCAGCUGAAAGGGGACGUGCAGCGCUUCAAGAGGAAGCUGCGCGAAACCCAGAUUGAAAUCAACAAGCUACGCUGCCUGAGCAGUGACGCCGGCGUUCUGGCCCUGGAGGAGUCGAGCAGCGACGCCGCGGACGUGAAGAAGGAGGAAGACGACGACCAAGAGGAGGAAGAGGAGAGGAGGAAGGAGCUUGAGAGGCAGCGGGCCCGUGAGAGGGAGCGGGAGGCCGAGCGCGAACGGGAGCGGGAACGCGAGCGCGAGAGGCAGCGCAGCGACGAGUUAAAGCGGAAAGACUCGGACACCUUGAAGAUGCUUAGAGUCGAGCUCAAGAAAGCUCAGGAGUCACAAAAGGAGAUGAAGCUCCUGUUGGACAUGCAUAAAUCAGCUCCAAAGGAGCAGAGAGACAAAGUGCAGCUCAUGGCAGCUGAACGCAAGUCCAAAGCAGAGGUGGACGAGUUGCGGAUCCGGGUGCGUGAGCUGGAGGAGCGCGAGAAGAAGGAGAGCAAGAAGCUGGCCGACGAAGACGCCCUCAGGAAGAUCCGAGUGGCGGAAGACACCAUCGAGCAUCUGCAGAAGAAGCUGGCCGCCACCAAACAGGAGGAGGAAGCGCUGCUGAGCGAGAUGGACGUGACGGGCCAGGCCUUCGAGGACAUGCAGGAGCAGAACAGCCGGCUCUUGCAGCAACUGCGCGAGAAGGACGACGCCAACUUCAAGCUGAUGAGCGAGCGCAUCAAAUCCAACCAGAUCUACAAGCUACUCAAGGAGGAAAAAGAAGAGCUGGCCGACCAGGUCCUCACCUUCAAGACGCAGGUGGAUGCUCAGUUGCUGGUGGUGCAGAAACUGGAGGAAAAAGAGGGAGUUCUUCAAAGCACGCUGGCCACCCUGGAAAAAGAGCUGUCGCUCAGGACUCAAGCGCUGGAACUCAACAAGAGGAAGGCGGUGGAGGCCGCACAGCUGGCGGAGGACCAGAAGGUGCAGCUGGAGCACACGCAGGCCAAGCUGAAGGAGAUCCAGGUCGCCGUCGCCGAGAACCGCACGGCCCGCGAAAGAGAGAGCAGCAACCUCAAGCGAGCGCAGGAGGAUCUCUCAAGGCUGAGGCGGAAGCUGGAGAAACAGAAGAAGGUGGAGGUGUACUCCGACGCUGAUGAGAUCCUGCAGGAGGAAAUCAACCAGUACAAGGCAAAGUUGCGCUGCCCGUGCUGCAACACGCGGGACAAAGACACGGUGCUCACCAAGUGUUUCCACGUCUUCUGCUACGAAUGUCUGAAAAUGCGCUACGACACACGCCAGCGUAAGUGCCCCAAGUGCAACUGCGCCUUCGGGGCCAACGACUUUCACCGCAUCUACAUCACCUAAAAAAAACGGACAUCCAAACGGACAAGCUUGUCUCUCCCUUUGGAUGUCCACUUCAAGGCGUGGUUGCCACCUGGGGACAAAUGUAAACGGACGGAUGGACGGCUAGCGACCGCGUGUUGUCUUUGUGGAAUAAACAGCUGUUAGUCAACUUGG
This is a messenger RNA of Syngnathus acus (greater pipefish), 3272 nucleotides long. RefSeq names its product E3 ubiquitin-protein ligase BRE1B-like. Bases 108 to 3119 code for a protein of 1003 amino acids. The record is from RefSeq and is a predicted model, not a curated record. Gene Ontology annotation, cellular component: HULC complex; nucleus. Gene Ontology annotation, molecular function: ubiquitin protein ligase activity; metal ion binding. The transcript has 20 exons. NCBI's taxonomy places the organism in Eukaryota, Metazoa, Chordata, Actinopteri, Syngnathiformes, Syngnathidae.